AUGCUGCCGGUAGCCCCAUCUGCCACCGCCGCACCGGCUCCGCGUGCCAUCAAACGUAAGCGGGCACAGGUGUCCCACCUUCAAGACGACGACUUCGAUCAGCUCGACAUUGAACCGCCCAAGCACAUGCAGAAUACCGAGAGCAGCGAUGACGAGGCUUAUGGCCGCAAGCGGAGCAUCAAGAAGAACCCCGUCGAAAUGACGGCGAAGAAAGAGCCAAACCUGCCAAAGAAGACCAAGCCGUUUCGCUUCAUGGACCUGACCGCUGAGCUUCGAAACGAGAUUUACGAAGUUGCCCUGACAGAGCCUAAUGGGCUCACACUCGUUACAAAGAGAGCAGGACAUCGUCGCAGCAUUCAGCGUGGUCCCAUCUCUGUGUCGGAGGACAAGAACUACUACGGCAAGGUACGCCGUCGUCCUCCACACUUCAUUCACCGACAAGAAGGCGUCCGGAGUGAGCAAUACACCAAUGUGCGUUCGUUGGUGCCCAACCUUCUCGCCGCCAGCAAACAAAUCCGCGACGAGGGAAGCAGCUAUCUCUACAAGCAAGAAUUCAUUCUUGCUGAUACGAAAGCUCUACACUUAUUCGUGGCCACCAUUGGCAGUCAUAAUCGUCAGCUCCUGGCACGACUUACUAUUCGUGGAUGGACAGAAGUUCAACUUUCAGGAGGUCACAACUUUGGUGCGUUCACAAUGCUGCAGUUCUGCCCAAAUCUCCAAUGUCUCUUCUUCGACUGCACUCUCAGCCGCUACCGUCUUCCCAGAGACCUUGCUCGCCAAAUCUACUGUGAUAGCCACCUUUUCCUCGAUGCCAUUUGUGUAGCACAGGGUAGACCAGAUGCAGCCCUCGAGAUCUUGCGAUUUGGAGAUUGGCAUUUCAACAAGAAGCGUUCCCCAUUCGACUUCCAGGUCGCGGAUGGUGAUCCAGAGUUCGAUCAAAGCCAGAGGGAUGAGUUUGAUAGAGAGCUGAGAAAGCUGCUGACCACUGGUGUAAGGCGCUAG
Sphaerulina musiva SO2202 is the source of this 1002-nucleotide messenger RNA. RefSeq lists its product as uncharacterized. The transcript has 3 exons. NCBI's taxonomy places the organism in Eukaryota, Fungi, Ascomycota, Dothideomycetes, Mycosphaerellales, Mycosphaerellaceae. The record is from RefSeq and is a predicted model, not a curated record. Bases 1 to 1002 code for a protein of 333 amino acids.